CUACCGCGCCAUGACAAAGAUAGUCCCAUCUCGAGCCUCUAGAAGGAUCUCGCGGCUCACCGUUUUGGUGAUUCGCGUUUUUCACAGCUUUCCUUUAGGGGCUUUUAGGAGCAAAGGCUAGAUGUUCUUAAAUCGUCUCCUAUCGCCGCAUUCCUUGGCUUGAUCUGCUUGACAUUCACUCGCUCUUCUCUCCACCACGCUCGUUUUCUUGGCUCUUUGGGACUGUGCCCUGUUACUUGUCGACUAACAGCUCAACAUGUCUAUCCUCGAGCUCCUCGUGCUUGCCCUCGCCGGUACGGCUGUGGCCUCGCCUCCCCUCGGCAUCCGGGCUGUCUCCCCAGACAACUCAUGCGGAAAGACUGGAAACGGAGGUAGCUCCAAGGCGUACACCUGCCCUAAGAGCUUGCCAUGCUGUUCAGUCAAUGGAUGGUGCGGCUCUACUGAUGCCUACUGCUUGCCCGCCAACGGUUGCCAGACCGGCUUUGGUACGUGUAAGGGAGCGACGAGUAGCAGCAAGGCACCGGCGGCAGCGAGCAGCAGCAUAGCAUCAGCGAGCGCCAGCAAGGCACCAGUCAGCAGCCCCAGCAGCACCGCAGUGGCAGUAAACGUCUCUCCCGACAACUCUUGCGGAAAGACUGGUAACGGUGGCAGCGCAGCGGGAUACUCUUGCCCGACGGAUCUGCCCUGCUGCUCCGUCAACGGCUGGUGCGGUUCGACCAAUGACUAUUGUCUGGCGACCAAUGGCUGCCAGACCGGGUUCGGUACUUGUACAAACGACGGCAGCCCGCCGGCAGGCGGUGGUGAUGGCGGAGACUCCGGUUCAGGGGUCUGCGGCCCCGAUAACGGGAACGCCAAGUGUGCCGCGAACGAGUGCUGCUCUGCUGCAGGAUUCUGCGGAACAACUGCUGAGCACUGCAAGGCUCCCGACUGCUUGUUCCAGUACGGCCCAGCAUGCGAUGCCAACAAGAUUCCUCCUGGUCAGAACACCUCCAGCAUCGCCCGCCCCAAGCUCGGCUCAGUCGAAUACGGCGGUCCCGGUGUAUACAGCUGCGUUAAGCCCGGUGACGUUGCCCUAACUUACGACGACGGCCCGGCCGCGUACACGAACGACCUGUUGGAUCUCUUGAAGAAGUACAAUGCCUCAGCCACUUUCAUGAUCACCGGCAACAACAACGCAAAGGGUGAAAUCGACAACACCACCUUCCCCUGGGCUAACACCAUCAAGCGCAUGUACGCCGAAGGUCACCAGAUUGCCAGCCACACCUGGUCUCACGCUGAUUUGUGCAACAUCACCUCGGCGCAGCGCAAGAAUGAAAUGUACAAGCUGGAAAUGGCUCUCCGUAACAUCAUCGGCGUCUUCCCUACUUACAUGAGACCCCCUUACUCCUCCUGCACCGCCGCCUGCGGCUGCGAAGGCGACAUGAAGGCCCUCGGCUACUCCAUCAUCUACUUCGACCUCGAUACCGCCGACUACCUGCACGACAGCGCCACGGAGAUCCAGCAGUCAAAGGACAUUGUCACCCAGGCCAUCGCCGCCAAGCCUGCCGCCAGCGACAACUUCCUCGUCAUCGGCCACGACAUUCACUACCAGACCGUGUAUAACCUCACCGAGUUCACGCUCCAAAAGUUCAAGGGCAAGAACAUGGUCACCAUUGGCGAGUGCCUCGGCGAUCCCAAGGCCAACUGGUACCGAACGGAUGCGCGCACAACCCUUGGUUGAAAUCUCCAGUUGUGUAGGCAGAUUUUAAGAGAGUAGGAUUUUCAUCCUCAUCAGGAUGGCUGCUCAGAGAUGUUCGAGUUCACCGACUUUUCCUUUGGAAAUCUGUAUGAAAUCGUAAUAUAGUGUAUAUUAUCUAGUGUUACAUAGUUCUUGUCGGAUAAUAAUUUUCUCCACGCAAAGC
This is a messenger RNA of Colletotrichum acutatum, 1901 nucleotides long. RefSeq lists its product as uncharacterized. The transcript is spliced from 6 exons. NCBI's taxonomy places the organism in Eukaryota, Fungi, Ascomycota, Sordariomycetes, Glomerellales, Glomerellaceae. Bases 257 to 1720 code for a protein of 487 amino acids. Gene Ontology annotation, molecular function: hydrolase activity, acting on carbon-nitrogen (but not peptide) bonds; chitin binding. The record is from RefSeq and is a predicted model, not a curated record. Gene Ontology annotation, biological process: carbohydrate metabolic process.